AUGGCUGCCACCAACGCUCCAGGAUACGUAGGCAAUCUUUCGUCAGACCAGGAAGCCAAAUUGCGCCAACUCUGGUCCAUCAUUCUAACCUUGAAUGAUAUCCGCCAGCCAGAAUUCCAAGAUGUGACUUUGGAGACCCAAGAGAAACAACCUCGGCCUGUCCACCGUCGGAGCUCGUCUCUUUCGAAGACCGUGUCCAACACCACCAAUUCAAACCUUCCAAAGGACCUAGAUCAGAUCCUAUUGAGUCUCGGAAUCAACAGCAGCGAGCUAAAGUCCAUCCGCGACUGCUUGAAUCGGGCCUCGAUCAAUGAGAUCCGCCACAGUUUGUUAAAGACCGCCAAGCAAGAUCACCCCGAUGGCUUGCUCCUCCGUUUUAUGCGGGCUCGUAAGUGGGAUGUCAGCAAGGCUUUGGCCAUGAUGCUUGAAGCCUUGGUAUGGCGCGUCAAAGAGCAGCAUGUGGAUGAGCUGGUCGUUUCCAACAGCGAACUACGAGCGUUGAAAGAGGCACAGGAUAAGUCGAAUCCAGAGAAGGCGAAGGCUGGCAGUACAUUCCUGGCGCAGAUGCGCAUGGGCAAAUGCUACAUUCAUGGAACAGACCGUGCCGGUCGCCCGAUCGGAAUCGUGAAGGCACGACUGCACAACCCGAAAGCACAGAGCGAAGAAGUGAUCAAACGCUACAUCCUGCAUGUCAUCGAGUCCGCACGGCUAGUCCUGGUCCCCCCCGUCGAAUCAGUGGAAUAUGCGCCCGUGAAGUUUUUGAUUGACUGCUUCCAGGCCAACUAUCCCGAGUCCCUUGGGGCCAUGUUGAUCCAUAAUGCGCCAUGGAUCUUUUCAGGGAUUUGGAAGAUUAUCAAGGGGUGGAUGGAUCCUGUGAUAGUAUCUAAGGUCGACUUCACCUACACUGCUGCAGACCUCGAGAGACAUAUAGCUCCUGAGCAACUUGUGAAGGAGCUAGGUGGAAAGGACCAAUAUGAGUAUCAGUUCAUUGAGCCGGUCGAAGGCGAGAAUGAGAGAAUGGAAGAUACUGUUACCCGGGACACCCUCCUUUCGGAGCGUGAGAAGAUUGGCGAUGACCUACUGAAAGCGACUGCCGAGUGGAUAGAAGUCGCCCAAGAGGACAACUCAGUGAAGAUUGCUGCUGCCAAAGAGCGCAGAAACGCUAUUAUUGAACAAAUGAGAGUCAAUUACUGGGAUCUCGACCCUUAUGUACGCGGACGUUGUCACUUAGAUCGCGCUGGUGUGAUAGGCGAGGGUGGAAAUAUCUCAUUCUAUCCGACUGAAGAGUCCGAAAUGGAAAUUACAGAGACCAAGGCAGUAGCAGUGAAAUACAUCGCAAGUUCCCAGGCGAGGGUGGUGGAUGCUCCCAUUCCGGAUAUAACGUCGGCUUGA
Messenger RNA from Aspergillus pseudonomiae, 1392 nucleotides. Its product is annotated as CRAL-TRIO domain-containing protein. NCBI's taxonomy places the organism in Eukaryota, Fungi, Ascomycota, Eurotiomycetes, Eurotiales, Aspergillaceae. The record is from RefSeq and is a predicted model, not a curated record. Bases 1 to 1392 code for a protein of 463 amino acids. The transcript is spliced from 3 exons.